Molecule: messenger RNA, 9518 nt
Organism: Parasteatoda tepidariorum (common house spider)
Lineage: Eukaryota; Metazoa; Arthropoda; Arachnida; Araneae; Theridiidae
Gene: Mical
Product: Molecule interacting with CasL
Molecular function (GO): protein binding
Source: RefSeq, a predicted model, not a curated record
UUUGCUUAUUAAACAAUAGAUGGUGCUCACAUGCCUAUGAAAAAGAACAGGAACUUUUUGAUAUUUUUAUUUUUAAAUGAUGCCAAUGCCACCACUCGCUAAUGUUAUUUCUGUGUGUUUGUUAAUGUGGGUUGUUGCUGUUGUUUGAUUGACACAUGAAAUGUUAUAUUUAAUUUUAGUAUAUUGAUUUUAUUGUGAAUUUAUGAGCAGUAGUUAAUUUGUUAGUUUUUCUUACUGAUUAUGAAAUCUUUACUUCACCAUUUGGAAUAGGCCUAAUUCAUAAAAGUUCCUUUUUUUUUAACAGAAUGGAUUAUGGGCUGUUUCUUGCAAGGAACAGCUGAAAUAUGACAAUUAAAACUAUGUAGAAAUAUGCUGCUGCUGUGGGAACCCCUGGAGCCCCCAUGGAGAACCGUGUUAGAGUUGUGCCCCGUGGCACAGCCACUAGUCCGGAGUCAGCAAUGGCUUCAGAACUCUUUGACCAAUUUGUGUCUGCUGCAACUUUCAAAUCAGUGCUGGCCACUUACCGACAAUUAUGUGAACUCUUAAGGUUAAAGCCAACUAACAUUACAAACUUUUAUCCAAGGUUAAAAGCAAAACUCCAUUCCUGGAGGGCUGCUUCAUUAUGGGCCAAAUUAGAUAAGCGUGCAAGUCAUAAAUGUUAUAAUAGAGGAAAAUCAUGUCCUAACGCUAGAGUUCUUAUAAUAGGGGCUGGUCCUUGUGGCUUAAGAACAGCAAUAGAAGCUCAAUUAUUAGGAGCUAAAGUAGUUGUAGCAGAAAAAAGAGAUAGGUAUUCUAGAAAUAAUGUACUGCAUUUGUGGCCUUUUGUUAUUCAUGAUUUGAGAAACCUUGGUGCAAAAAAGUUCUUUGGAAAGUUUUGUGCAGGCUCAAUUGACCAUAUUAGUAUAAGACAACUGCAAAUUAUUCUUAUGAAAGUAGCUUUGCUGUUAGGAGUUGAGAUUCAUGAAAAUGUUGGAUUUGAAAGUUUAAUUGAACCACCUGAAGAUCAAAGUCAUGAACGUAUUGGUUGGCAUGCAAAUGUAUCGCCAUCUGAUCAUCCGAUAUCUCAGUAUGAAUUUGAUGUACUUAUAGGAGCUGAUGGCAAACGAAACACUCUUCUUGGAUUCAACCGCAAGGAAUUCCGAGGUAAAUUAGCCAUAGCUGUUACAGCCAAUUUCAUCAAUAGGCAUAGUCCAGAAGAAGCUAGAGUUCCAGAAAUAAGUGGUGUUGCUUUUAUUUUUAACCAAAAGUUCUUCCAAGAUAUGAGAGAACAGACUGCCAUUGACCUUGAAAAUAUUGUUUACUACAAAGAUGAUACUCAUUACUUUGUUAUGACAGCCAAAAAACAGAGCUUAUUAGAAAGAGGUGUCAUAAUUAAAGAUUUCAAUGAUACUGCAAGACUACUUGCUGCUGAGAAUGUAGACAGGGAAGCACUUAUGGAGUAUGCUAGAGAUGCAGCUGACUUUGCCACAAGUUAUCAGCUACCAAGUCUCGACUUUGCUGUUAACCAUUAUGGCCAGGCAGACGUCGCUAUGUUUGAUUUUACUUCCAUGUAUGCAGCAGAAAAUGCUUGCCGUGUUGUUGAGAGAAGAGGGCAUAAACUUUUACAAGGACUUGUUGGAGACAGUCUCCUAGAGCCAUUUUGGCCCACUGGAUCAGGAUGUGCUCGUGGCUUUUUAAGUUCAUUCGAUGCAGCCUGGAUGAUCCGCAGCUGGGCUUCUGGAAAGUUAUCGAAUCUUCAAGUGCUUGCUGAAAGGGAAUCUAUUUAUCGAUUGCUGGCACAAACCACACCAGAAAAUUUGAGUAAAGAUUCCAAUCAGUACACUCUGAAUCCUUCAUCUAGAUAUCCAAACUUAAACCUUCAUGCUGUGUUACCCUCUCAAGUGAGAUCUUUAUAUGACACUGAUGGUAAGAUAGAAGAAAACAUUUUAGAUGGUGUUGUUGAAGUUCCUAAAAAGAAAAGAAGAAAAGAAUCAAUGAUUCACCCAGAUACACUUUUGAAUUGGUGUAAGAAACAGGUAGCACUUAAUGAUAAAAUAAGAAUAGAAAAUUUUACAACCUCUUGGAAAGAUGGCUUAGCACUAUGUGCCGUUCUUCAUCACUACAGGCCUGAUCUUAUAAAUCUCUCUGACUUAGAUCCAGAAAAUGUAACUAAAAACAAUCAAUUGGCAUUUGAUGUUUGUGAACGAGAACUCGGAAUUCCACCAGUAAUGACUGGACAAGAAAUGGCUGAAUGUUCUGUUCCUGAUAAAUUGACAAUGGUAUCUUAUAUAUCGCAAGUUUAUGAAAGUUUUCGUGGGGAAAUUCCUGUUGUUUCUCUACCAAAGUCUAAUCUAAACGAAGAACGAACUAGUAGCCCUAGUAAACAAAUUCAUUCUACUCCGUUGACAAUUCUAAAUAAAGUAAGCAAUAGACUUCAAGGAAAAAGAAAAUAUUCUGUUGAAAAAGAAAUGGCCAAAGAGAGAGAUAAAGGAGAAAAUAUACGAAAAAAGAGCUCAUCACUCUUCGCUCAUAAAAGAAAAUCCAAAGAAAGGGCUUCGCUUGACAAAGCAAACCAGGAUAUAAUUCUUACUGACUACAAAAUGCUUUCUACUGGUAAACCUAGAGAGUCCAUCAAUACCCGGGCAAAAAAUUUAGAAGAGAAAAUGAAGAGAGAUGCUGGUUUACGUUGCGACAUGGCUGAGUUAGAAAGUGCAAAAGGAUUACAUCUGCGAUCUGAACAGUCUGAGUUAAGUGUAAAAAUGCUGCAACAGCAACUCCAAAAUAAUGGUAAUGCAGUAACUACUAAAAAGUCUAGAUCUCCAAAGGUUGGGAAAUUGCAAAAAGAUGAAUGGAUUAUGAAAGUUGUUGAUGAAAAGAUUAAACAACAAAACACCCGGCAUAAAACUUCACAUCCAGACAAGCCUGCUGUAUUCAAAGAAAUAUUUACUAAUAAGUUACACCAAAUGGAUGAAAAGUUAAAAGCUGGUGGAACUCUUACACCAGAAGAAGAAGCCAGAUAUAAAAAAUUUGAUGCCUCCUUAAACCGAUUAAAAGAUAGGUUAUCUAAAGGAAAUUUAAAUAGAGGAGAGCGAGGCCACAAUCAAACAGCAGCAAUGACUGAACACAUGACGACAAUUUGGAACAAGAAGUCUGGUGGGAGAAAAGAUCCGUUACCGCCUGCACCUGUUUCGAAAGGGAACGUUGAACCAGACACUCCAAGAGGUACUUCUGCAAGCGCUGUCUGUUAUUUUUGCAAAGAGCGUGUAUAUUUAAUGCAGCGUUUAAGUGCCGAAGGAUUAUUCUUCCAUCGUACAUGUUUCAAAUGUGAGUUUUGUGGGGCUGCUUUAAGGCUUGGAGAAUAUGCUUAUGAUAGUGAUGCCUUAUGUGGAGGGAAAUUCUAUUGCAUACCCCAUUUCCGAAUGCAAAAACAGGAUGUUAGAAGACAAGAAAUGAUGAAGAGAAAAGAAGCGUUUCUCUCUUGUGCGAUAGAGAAGCAGGAGAAAGAAAAGCUUUACCAAAUCUUGCUCGACAAUACUGAAAAAGCGCUGUCACCUGGUCGCCAGUCUGUCGACAACAAAGAUGCGCCUUCAGCAUCUCCAGAGGUAGUAGAAGAAAAACUUAAACCAGCUAUGAGUUUCUUAGAAGAACCCGAGAAUGCCAUUGGACGUGACCAAACCCCAGAAAGAGUGGAGUAUGAAAACAGCAUAUUAGAAUUCUCUGAAGAUGAUCUUUUAACUAGUGAGUUGGAGGAAGAAGAACUUACUCAAAAGAAUUUCGGUCCAUCGCAAGAUUUGGCUACCAGUGAAGAUGACUAUUCAGACUUGAGCACUGAUUCUGAAACAGAUGAAGAAGCAUUUGCAGAAGAAUUGGAGAGAUCAUUAACUGCUGAUGAAACUAGAAAAUUGGCUGAAACAUGGAAUAAAAAGUAUUCUACUGAGCACUCUCUUUUGUGCAAUUUUUCUUCAUCGUCAUCAUCUGCUGAUGACGAAGAAUCAGAUACUGAAAUCGGUAGUGAUGAUACUAGUCAGGACAUUGAUAGCGAUGCAGAAUAUAGUACAGAAAAUAGUGAAGAAGAAGAUAAUCAAGAAACAAAAGAAAAUGAAGAGGUUGAACUAAGUAAAACUCCGGAAGAAAAAGAAUUUUCAAUGGAAGUUCCUGUAAUUGAUUUGAAGUCCAUUAAUAAAGUUUCGGCAGAUGAAACAUCAGAAUCUGAUCUAUCACAAAAUGAAAGUGACACUGAAGAAGGCUCUGGAGAUGAAUCUGGUACUGAAAUAGAUUCUGACUCAGAGUCUGAUUCUGCUCCUCUACCUCCACAACAGAUACCUACUAUAGUAAUAUAUGAAUCACCUCCUCAAAAUACUGAUUUGGAUCAAGAAUGGAAUGUAAAUAACGAUGCAAAUAAGGCCAACAAUGUUGACAGUAAAACCACCGCUGAUAUUGAUGAUUCAGUAGUUAUUGUAUCUGAUAUUUCUACAGCUGAUAUAAAAGAAGAUAGUCCCAGUUGCUUUGCUUCAUCUGUAAACAGUCCGGUUGAAGUGGAUACAAAUGCUGAAAUCCUGAAUGUUGAUGGUAAGUUUGUAGAGCUUAGUGACAAGAAAGUAGAUAAUAAUUUUUCUAAAUCUGAAACUGUUUCAUCUAAACCUGAAUGUAUGGACACAUUACCUAAACUUGCAGCUCCUCUUGCUACUGAAGAGAGCUCCCCUGAUAUUAGUGUUGCAUCAGAUGUAAAUUCGGUUGCAAAAGAUAUUGUUGCUGAUAUAUUGAAAUCAGCUCAAGAAUCCAUUUUAGAUCCCAGCGACGACUUUGUAGAAAAGCAUACAAGUUGUGAGAAUUUAGCUGAUGAAAUUCAUAGCAAAGUACUUACAUCUACUCCAUUUACUAAAGUAAAUAAAACAGGCUUGCAUGAUUCUACAUUUCCACCUGUUGAGAAUUCUGCUGAUAAACUUUCCAAUAAAAUAGAAAUAAUUGAUUUAUGCACACCAUCUCCAAAAUGUGCUGAAGCUAAUCGAAAUGAAGUCCGCGACUGCUUUGAAGAUUGCAAAGACUUAAGUGUAAUUUGUAAUUCUGUUGAGGCUGUGCCAGAGGUUUUAGAAAUUGCAAAUAGCAGUGCUGAUGUCAACAGUGAAGAAUCAGUUUUGAAUGAAUUCCUGGAUGAUUCAGAUGAUCAUACAAAACAGAAAUCUUUUAUAACAAUUAGAAAACAUAAUCAAUCUAAAGGAAAUAGUACAUAUGACUGGGAUAGUGAUAAAAGUAUCUCAUUUCCUGCGUGUUAUGAAGAAGAGGAAAGUUGUUUAGUUCUAAAUGAUUCUGAAUCUAAUGAAUUACAUUCAAAUUUGAAACAAAGUCUGUCAGAUGUGGAUGAAAACACUGAAAGCAAAUUCAAUCAAAACAAUACUGUACUGAUUUCUGAUUCGCCAGUUGCUCUCGAUUAUACUAUUGAUGAAGAACUACCUAAGCAAUCUAAAAAUAUUGAAACAUGCUUAUCACAAAGUUUGCCCAGCAGCUCAGAUUUUUUCAAAUUUAAUGAUACUUUACCAAAAUCAAUAUCAUGCUCAUCAGCUAAGCUUAAGGAAACAGUGCCAAAAGCAUCAACUAUUCUUCCUGAUGCACAAAACUGUCCAGAUUCUGAAUCUAAAUCAAGCAGCUUUGAGCUGAUCAAUAGGACUAAAGAUCUAAUAGAAAACCGUAUGGUGUCCUCUUGUCCGAAUCCAUUAUUAGAUAGUCCGAAAUCCACUUCACCAAGUCCUAAUAUUAAAUAUAAAGGUUAUGGUGGAGGAUUUGCUGAAAAAAUUAGACCAAAAAGUUUAUUUUGUGAUUCCAUUUAUCUUCGUUCUUUAGAUAUUAAUCUUCAAAAGCAACCAUUUUCAUCACUAAAUAAAAGUGAUGAUAGUUUAGAUGAAAAUGAUAAAAUUUCAAAUGAAAACUGUGUGAAACAGAAAAGUUUUGAUGAUUUAAAGUCUGAUGAAGUUGAUAAGGACAAUGAUGUUUUUCUUCCUGACCAAAUCGCAACAAGUAAUCCUCCUACCAGUAAUUUGAAAAGCAAUAUGUCUGUUGGUAGUACUGGAAAGCUAAAUUCUAGCAGUAAACCAAAAUCUGGCCACCAUAAGCAUCCCUCUGUAUCAUUCUCUUCUGAAUCUCGUGGAGAUAUUGUUUCUCCUUAUACAUGUUCCCUGGUUGAAUCUUCAGAGCCCAUGAACUUCCCAACAAAAAUUAAACCAAAAUGUGAUAUGGAUAUUUCUAAAUUGAGACAGAAACGGGAAAAACGGAAAAGUGUUCAUGAAGAUUUGCAAGGUUUACCCUUUGCUGAUGAGGAGAAAAUGAUGUCUCCUGUCGAACCGGUUACUUCUAUGGAAGGUUUUUCAACUCCUAAAAUGGAUUCUAAAAGUGAUGACUUUUCGUCAGAUUCAACGACGGCUUCAGCGUACAAAACCCCAGAUCUUGUUGAUGAAGAUAGAUAUUUAAGAAUGCAGAGUACUGCUGAACAAGAAAGAGCUCGACAAGAAGCUAGAGCACGUGCCCGUCUAAAAAGCGAUGAAGAACUUGGACUCAGUCCAAAUAAUUACAGAAAAAAGUAUCGUCGCCAACUUUCUUUAAAUUCUAUAAACUAUGAUGAGCUUUGCAGUGAUGAGUUUUGUGAUCAAGAUGACGAUCUCGAAGAUGAGAUGAUAAACAAUUUUUGUCAAACGAACAACAAUACAUUAGAAGAAACUUUUAGCAUGUUUAAAAACUCAAAUCUCUUCAUGAAAGGGAAAAGUACAGAUGCUCCCAUUGUAUCUAGUCAGCCAAAUAAUCAAUGUAAAACAACAAAUCGCUCAUUAUCCACUGGCGAUGAGUAUUCUGUUUCAACAGAUUCCCUUGAUUCUAAAAAUAGCCAAGAGCAAAUUCAGCCUGCCAAAGUUGGUCAUACAAAACAUUCCAGUAUUGCUAGUUUGUCUGAAACUAGUCCAGAUAGUAAUAUUUGCGAAUCCCCCAUUAUUCCCAAAAUGCAAGCUAAAACUAAAAGCAAGCGAUCUCUCACAGAAGGGUUAAAUGAGGAUGACAAAACCAAAAGCAAUGGAAAAAAAUCUAUUUUUUCUAUUUUGAAUUUCAGCAAAAGUAAUGUAUCUAAAGAAAAAGUCAAGCAGAAAGCUAAAAGCUCUGAGAAAGAUUUAUCCACUUCUCUUCCAAAUGAUAUUGGAACUGCCAACAAGUCAAAGCCAUUCUCUCACCUAAAGCUAGCCAAGGCUAAAGAAAAAGGUAAUAAGCCUAAGGCCAAAUCAGUGCCACCAGAAAGCGUUACACCUGUAGAAACUUCUCCUCCUCAAGAAGAUAUUUUUAAUGUUCCUCAUUCUACUCAGCAAGCCAUAAUCAUUCCUAAAUAUACUGUGUACAGAAAUCUAGAGACAAACAUUUCUUCAUUUCCUGUUCAUUUGCCUAUUCCAAAAUUGGAAAAUGGACUCGCUCCCAAAGCUUCUGAAGACAGUUUUAGUGAAGAAGAAGAUACUCAGGGUAGCAAAGUUGGUCACAUUCCAAAUAGUGAUAAAAACGAUUCAAGACUGAAUGAAAAAGAAAAGAAAGCUCAGCGAAUCGUACAAAAAGUUCAAAGGCAGCAAGUACUAAAGCGAUUGCGCAAUGCUCAAGAGAUACAGCGCAGGUUGGAAGAACUAGAAAUUAAACAAAAAGAACUUGAGCAGAGGGGUGUUGAACUUGAAAAGAUUCUUAGAGGGGAGGAAAAUGUUUUUGCAAAGUGCAAAUGCUGUUUAAAUUUUGCAGGUGUUCGAGACGGUAAAGAAGAAGCCGAGCUUGAGUGGUAUACUUUGGUCCACACUAAAAAUAGAUUGACCAGAGAAGUUCAAGAACUUUUAAUUCGGUUGAAGGAUCUAGAAUUAGAAGAUCGCCAUUGUCGACUUCAACAAGAGAUUACUGAAAGAAUGGCUCAGGGCUCUCACAAAAAUGCAACACAGUUGAUCGAGGAAAGAAAAAUUUUAGACGAAAUGCUCAAAAUAGUAGAUAAACGAAAUGAGCUUGUUACUGUUUUAGAACAACUAAGAUUACGGGAGGAAGAAGAUGAAAAAAAUAUCAACUCUGAGGUUUUUAUGAAAGGAACAAAAUCUCCUUUGUCACCUAGUAAAAGCUGAACAAAUUUUGUACAAACUUAAGAUUGUAUAAACAAAAAAAAAUGCUUGAUAUGCUUUGUUAUGUAACACUUUGGAACUAAGAAUUGAGCCUUCAUGUGUUUAUUAAGAAAAAGCAAAUAGUGCAUAAAUUUUUGCUUUGGCAGCUCUGGAUUCAGCUCAGAUGAAAUUACAUUUAAAAAAAUGCAGUGCUUUAUUCUCAUUUACAAAAAAUUAUGCUUCAUGAAGCUGUGUAACAUUUCAUCAGAUUUAUAUUUUGUCUUCAUCAAAUUAUAUAAUGUUGUGUGCUAUAGAUUAAAUGUGUUGUACAAGACUUAGUAGAUGAACAAUAUAUAUAUAAUUAAAAUAUGAAUGCUAAUUUAUAAUUGUUAAAUUUGACUCUUUAUUCUUUUAACUGUUAAUUUUUUGUGCUUACACAAAGCACGGACUAUUAGAAACAUUUGUACCCAUGUUUCGCUCUAUAGUUGAAUUUCUAAAUUAAUGAAAAGUUUGUAUAUGAAUGAUGUUCUACAAAGAAUUUUUAAAGCAAACGCUAUAUCUAUUCAUAUUAAAAUCAGCACCCUAUUCAAAUUAAAGUCAAAAUUAAGAAAUUAUUUUUCACUAUUGGAUAAAGAAUUCAUUGAACUAAGUUUCAUGGACAUAAAAGAAAUAUAAGUUUUUAUUUCUGGUUUGAAAUUCUUCAAUUUUCUAAAGCAUCAGUGAAAUUCUGCCAUGUAUUUUAAAAAUUUAUUUCAAACCAACAUAAUAUAUGGACUUUUUAUGCAUUUAUAAAAUACUGUUAAAAUAUUUUCCUUAAUUUGCUCUUUAUAAACUGUAAUCAAAAUGUUAAUGAAUCUUUCUGUUAAGAAUAGCAAAAACAUAUUUCUAAAAACUCUUCAAACACUGAUACAUAUUUUCGCUACAAUUAUUGAUACUACUUAAUUUUUUAUGUAUUGAAAAUUUACUAGCUCAAUUUUCUUGUUAUUAGCACUAAUUGAAUUUUUUCCCUCUUGCAUCCAAUAAUCUCAUUUUCUCAAUAUCAGUCUUAAAAUCAUUUAAGGUAUUUUUUUUUAUUGUUACCCAUUAAAAAUACUUAAACACUAAAAAAAUUUUACAUUUUAAGACAUAUACCAAGAUAAUUUUAUUCAUUAUCUAUUAAUGAUGGAUAAUAAUCUGCAUUUAUCUUGAUGCAAAAAUCUCCUUGCAUUUAUUUAACUUACAACAGCUUUAUGACUAAUUGUUUUAUAAAAAUGAACUGAUGCCUUGGAGUUUGUGAUAUGUAUAUCCUGUAAAUUAUCGUAGUUUUUAAAUAAGUUUGCUUCCAUUUUGUUUUACUUUUUUUUUUACCUUGUGUGCUUUAAUUUCAAUAAGUUUUUCUGUUAUUUAUCUUGGCGUUUAUAGCCAGAAAUGUGUGAUAAUGGAGAAAUAAAUUAUCUUUUAAUUAUA